This is a messenger RNA of Paramecium octaurelia, 582 nucleotides long. The record is from the annotation of a GenBank genome assembly. Lineage: Eukaryota; Ciliophora; Oligohymenophorea; Peniculida; Parameciidae.
AGCAAAAUGAGCUUUUUCGACAAAUGGGGUUACGAUGACAUCAGGACUAAAGAAUUAGAUGAUCUCUGUGAGAUCAAGCAUUAAGGAAUACAAUCAUUUCAAGAUAUCGCCUUAGUCAAACAAUAGUAUGUAUUUCUAAUAUUAUGCAAGACUUGAAUUGAUGAAGCUUCAAUCCUUCCAAUUGAGAGAAUAAGUCCAAGUGAAAAGAGAGAACUUAGAAUAAAUUUAAGAAUUAACCAAAAAUAUGGAAUUGCUCCUAGAUGAGGAAUCCCAAGACAUUGAAAAGAAAAUUGAGGUGGAGAGGAAAACAAACAAUGAACUAAGUCAAUACAAUAUCAAAAAGCAAUCCAACCCUCAUUUAGAAGAUUUAUAACAAUACAUUACCCCUUUGAAUGAGAAGACAUAGUUAUAUUAGCAAAUCUAAAAUAAACGAAGAGAAUUGUUCGGUGACAACUAUACUUUAAUGCCACCUCAGGUAAUUAUUGAGAAAUUAUAUCAAAUUAGACUUUUAAGGAUGCCUUGAAAGAGAACUACGAUCUGAAAUAGUAGUUGCAUGAAUUAAAAAUGAAGAUUAAGUAAUGA